AUGGCAAUCGCGUGGGGGCGGCGACUGCUGACAGCGCUCGUGGGGAUACCAAUGGCGCUCUGCCUGUUGAUCUCCGACCUCGGCAUGCUGCUCCUGGCUACAGCUUUGUGCUGCCUGUCACUCAUCGAGUUCACUUGCAACAUCUGUCCACCGAUCGUGGCGCCAUCAAAGACAGUGGCGAAGGAGCCCUUGCAUCGCCUGCUUGUAGUUGCGUCAGGCGCUACGUUGUGUGUAGGCGCAUGGACUGGCAGUAAAUUAGUUUAUAACGCCGUACGUCUCGGGACGAUGCUGGCAACCUCUACUUUCCAUGUUGCCACUGCGAGAAAAGUAGACCACACAUCGUUGAUCAAGUUGUUGCUAGACCUUUUCGCGCUGCUCUACAUCGUAGACGGCUUUGGCCACGCCAUUUUGCUACGGUAUAGCUCCGUCAAGUACGGACUGGGAUUGCAGCUGCUUGGACUUUGCUGCGCUUGGGUCUGUGAUAGUGCUGCUCUUCUCGCAGGGUUCUCUAUGGGCAGCAAAAAGCUGGCACCGGUUGUAAGUCCUGGCAAGACGUGUGUCGGUACCGUCGUUGGGAUUGUCUCGAGUAUCACCACAGUACUGGGUAUGUUUGCGUUUUCGGACUCCAUGACCGCGUUGCCAGUAAUGAGAGAAAAGUGGCUGCACUGCCAGCUACCCCCGCCAGAGAUGGUACCUUUCGCACACCAAGUGGCGUUGGGUACCGUGCUUGGUGUCUUGUGCAUCGUUGGGGACCUCGUAGAGUCAUUCGUUAAACGCGUGGCCGGAGUAAAAGACUCAGGGACCUUUUUUCCAGGUCACGGUGGCUGUCUCGACCGCAUGGACAGCUUCUUGUUUGUCGCGCCGUGUCUGUAUUACUACUGCCAGUUCGCACUCACAUAG
This is a messenger RNA of Peronospora matthiolae, 900 nucleotides long. Lineage: Eukaryota; Oomycota; Peronosporomycetes; Peronosporales; Peronosporaceae. The record is from the annotation of a GenBank genome assembly.